Molecule: messenger RNA, 631 nt
Organism: Vombatus ursinus (common wombat)
Lineage: Eukaryota; Metazoa; Chordata; Mammalia; Diprotodontia; Vombatidae
Product: olfactory receptor 13A1-like
Exons: 1
Biological process (GO): G protein-coupled receptor signaling pathway
Cellular component (GO): membrane
Molecular function (GO): G protein-coupled receptor activity; olfactory receptor activity
Source: RefSeq, a predicted model, not a curated record
AUGGCCCAAGUAUACUUCCUCGCCUGGUCUGUAUCUGGCGAGCUCCUGCUCUUCACAGCCAUGGCUUAUGACAGGUAUGUGGCCAUCUGCCACCCCCUGCACUACAGCACCAUGAUGAGCAAGAAUAUUUGUGUCCUUCUGGCAGUUGGGGUAUGGAGCAUCUGUGGCCUUAACACUACCAUCAAUACUGGACUUAUGAUUCGAUUAUCUUUCUGUGGCCCCAACACCAUUAAUCAAUUUUUCUGUGAAAUUCCUCCUGUGUUGCUUCUCUCUUGCACCUCCACAUAUGUGAACGAUAUCAUGGCAGUCCUUGCUGAUGUCUUCUUUUCAGUUCUGAAUUUCCUGCUGACCAUUGUGUCUUACUGCUUCAUCAUCUCCAGCAUCAUGAGAAUCCGGACCAGAGAGGGCAAGAAGAGAGCAUUCUCUACCUGCUCCUCCCACCUGAUUGUGGUCACUAUGUAUUACUGCACUGUGUUUUAUGCCUAUAUCAGUCCCAUCUCUAACUAUUCUCCUGAAAGUGCAAAGUUGGUAGCUGUGUUGUACACAGCAGUUAGUCCUACCUUAAACCCUCUCAUAUACACUCUGAGGAACAAGGAUGUCAGAGAAGCCUUCAGAAAAGUGCUUCUAUUUA